Messenger RNA from Botrytis fragariae, 1812 nucleotides. RefSeq lists its product as uncharacterized. The record is from RefSeq and is a predicted model, not a curated record. The coding region runs from base 1 to 1812 and encodes 603 amino acids. The transcript is spliced from 4 exons. NCBI's taxonomy places the organism in Eukaryota, Fungi, Ascomycota, Leotiomycetes, Helotiales, Sclerotiniaceae.
AUGGUGAAUAUAGAUAUCAAAUCGACAAGUGUUAAAACAGUAAGCCAACGGAGCCAGUCAGGCAUACCAAAUGGGGAUGGCGAGGACGAACUAAGCAUUCAGAUACCAUCCUUAGAUGCACAUACACCUCAGCAUACUUCUCCUAACAACAUCCCAGAAUCAUCAUCGAAAAAUCUAACAUCAUCGGUAGUCGCAAACAGUGUCGAAAAACUUUCGCAGAACGAGGCUGAAGACUCGAUUACGCUUCCCUCUGCAAAACUAGAAGAGUGGUUGAAACAUGGUAUUCAAAUUCUACGGGAGAAUCGGCGAAGAACGAAGACUGCCGGUUCUGAUCCAGAAUAUGAAGCAUUAGAUAAUGAUCCAGAACUUGAGUAUCUAGAUCAACGAAACGUUGAAAUAUCUUCCUCACGAGGUAGAGUCUCUGGGUCACAAUCUGAUGACCAACUUCGUCGACAAUAUAGCAAUAAUUCAAGUCGACAAUUUAGAAACCAGCCGUGGUUUACAACAGCCCAGGGAGAAAUUGUUGAUCAAUUUUUGGAUAGAGCCCGGAGAAAUCCUUUCAACUUUAAACAAAUAAGUGCAGAAUCGCCCGUGAUUUUUACGAUUGACGCAGAUGAAUUGAGUGGCUUUCCAGACGACACGACUUGUGAACUUCUUCGCCAGUAUUGGGAUGCCAGUUCUGACAAAGAUUAUGAAAGAUCAUUCGAAAUAGCAUGGGAGAAGUAUUACAAAAAGCUUUUUUGGGUUGACGAAUUCUCGAAUGUUGCCCGUCGCCAGUGGACUCUAACAUUACAAAAAACAUGGCUUCGAAGACGUUUGAUUGCAAUCAGAGCUUCGAAAGAUUGCAUUAUCGUUGGAAUUUGCUGUGCCGAAUUACUAUGCAAAUAUGGCAGUCGUUCCGGUGAACGGAAAGCUGGAUCCGUGCUUGAGUUUUGUUACGAUUCUGGAGUUCUUCAUCGGGAGAUAGGUAGUGAAUUACAUGAUAUCUUAUUGCUUGCAGAUAUCAUUCCUAUUUUCAAUACUUACAUAAGGUUAGAAACUGUCUUUAAACAAGUUUCUUUUCAAUCAAAAUUCCAGGAGUGGAUUUAUUAUAUCGAUAUUGAAGCCGUUCUUGCGCUUGAACUGACUGAGUUCAUGAUCAUUAUCUAUUUCUUAGAACUCGGAGGUAUCAAAUUAAUCUGGAUAGAUGUACUAGAGGAGCACCUUCUUCUCAAUCUUGAAAGUAAGGAGUUACUACUCGCAUGGAUCAGACAUACUUUGCUAGGGUAUCCAGCUGGGCGUCCAGAAGAAUAUUGCAUGAACACACGGGAUGUAUUUGAUCCAGAACCAUCCUCUAGAUCACUUGUUUCCCAUGCGUUUGGAUUGAAUCACAGCAUUAAGCGAACUUGGUUUAUGCUACAUACCUCUUCAAAGGACUCGAAGAGAUUUUACAGACUCAUAAGUACUCGCAGCGAAGAACCAACAGCAAAGAUGUGGAAGGAUACUGAUUCCAUAACCUCGUCAGAAUACACCCUCCUAGACUCGUAUCACAAUUUGUCUUCGUCAAAGAUUGAAUCCGCCGCACGAAAUGAAUCUGAAAUACCUUACGCUUGUUUUGGUCAUCUUGAACAUCGUGUCCGAAUACUCCGAGAAUACACGGACAAGCAAAAACCGCGAGGUUUCCGACAACUCUGGAGAGACAGUCGAGAUUCCUUCAAUUAUUAUACAUUCUGGGGAGUUAUAAUUUUCGGGGCUGUCAGUGUUUUCUUAGCAAUGGCAUCACUUGCAGUUAGCAUUGCCCAAACAUAUGCUUCUCUCAAGUCUCUUGGAUAG